Molecule: messenger RNA, 1008 nt
Organism: Adineta ricciae
Lineage: Eukaryota; Metazoa; Rotifera; Eurotatoria; Adinetida; Adinetidae
Source: the annotation of a GenBank genome assembly
AUGCCAUGGCAUGACGAAGCUUUAGUUGUCUCUGGAGAAGCGGCACGUGAUUGUGCCAGACAUUUCAUUCAACGAUGGAAUGUUCACAAAGCGGAUAAAUAUCGUUUUGUUGAAUCUUAUCCAUAUCUUGUUCCAAAAAGUUAUUCGGAUGAAGAAUUAUUUGAUCAUUCGGUGCUUAAUUCAAUUCUUGGAGAAGAUCGUCCAGCAAUUUGUGUUGAUGCUCAAUGUGUUCGUUCAGUUUCAUUUUGGUCAUGUGGAACACAAACAAUUGAACAUUCAAUUCAAAAUGCUUAUAUUCGUAUGAUUGAUAAUGCUCAACAUUUUAUUUAUAUUGAAAAUCAAUUUUUUAUCUCAAUUGCUCAAGAUUCAACAAUUAAAAAUGGAAUUGGUGAUGCACUUUAUCGUCGAAUUGUUCGUGCAUGUAUCGAUAAAGAGAAAUUUCGAGUUUAUGUUAUCAUCCCUCUAUUACCUGGAUUUUCUAAUGUCAAUGCAGUUCAAGCUGUUCUCUAUUUUAUUAUGAGAUCGAUUAAUAAAGGUGAAACAUCACUUUUCGAACGAUUAAAACAAAGUGGAGUUACUGAUCCUGAAGAAUAUAUUUCAUUUUAUGGAAUGAGAAAUUGGGAUAUUCUCAUGGGUUCAUUAGUAACAGAAAUAAUUUAUGUUCAUUCAAAAUUGAUGAUCGUUGAUGAUCGAAUGUGUAUUUGUGGAUCAGCAAAUAUCAAUGAUCGAUCUCUUCAAGGUUCUCGUGAUUCGGAAUUUUGUUUAGUUGUUAAUGAUAUCGAAAUGAUUGAUUCAACUUUAAAUGGUCAAACACAAAAAGUCGGAAAAUUCUGUUCAACAUGGAGAAAGAAAUUAUUCAGACAAAUUUUAGGAAUUACAAAUGAAAAUGAUUUGAAUGUGGAUGAUCCAUGUUCAGAUGAAUUUUAUAAUUAUUUUCGUGAAACUGCACGAAAUAAUGCUCAAAUUUAUGAAGAAGUAUUCAAUACUUUACCAACAAAUCAUAUUCGA